Rhinolophus ferrumequinum (greater horseshoe bat) is the source of this 7485-nucleotide messenger RNA. It is a transcript of the gene ADAMTSL3, whose product is annotated as ADAMTS like 3. Gene Ontology annotation, cellular component: extracellular matrix. Gene Ontology annotation, biological process: extracellular matrix organization. Bases 167 to 5248 code for a protein of 1693 amino acids. Lineage: Eukaryota; Metazoa; Chordata; Mammalia; Chiroptera; Rhinolophidae. The transcript has 30 exons. The record is from RefSeq and is a predicted model, not a curated record. Gene Ontology annotation, molecular function: metalloendopeptidase activity.
CGGCGGGCUGGAGGCCGGCGUCGGGGAAGGUCCGGGGCCCGACUCCUCGCCAGGUGCCGACGGGGCCGCCCCGCCGCCGCCUCUCAGCGCGCGACGCCAGGGCUGCAGGUUCCAGACGCUUGUGCGGCGCCAGGCUACCAGUGAGACCCCCAGGAGACUGGACCCCAUGGCUUCCUGGAGCAGCCCCUGGUGGCUGCUGAGAUGGAUGGUCUUCAUGCACUCUGCCCUCCUGCAGACCACAACAGAGAAGUCUCCAGGGGCCUACUUCCUUCCCGAGUUUGCACUCUCCCCCCAGGGAAGUUUUCUGGAAGAUACCACCGGGGAGCAGUUCCUCACAUAUCGCUAUGACGACCAGACCUCAAGAAACACUCAUUCAGAUGAAGUCAAAGACGGCAACUGGGACGCCUGGGGAAACUGGAGUGACUGCUCCCGGACCUGUGGGGGGGGAGCGUCCUACUCCCUGCGGAGGUGUUUGACCGGCAGGAAUUGUGAAGGACAGAAUAUUCGAUACAAGACGUGCAGCAAUCAUGACUGCCCUCCCGAUGCAGAGGAUUUCAGGGCUCAGCAGUGCUCGGCCUACAAUGACGUCCAGUAUCAGGGGCGUUACUACGAGUGGCUUCCACGAUACAAUGAUCCCACUGCCCCCUGCGCACUCAAGUGUCAUGCACGCGGACAAAACUUGGUCGUGGAGCUGGCACCCAAGGUCCUGGACGGAACUCGUUGCAACACUGACUCCUUGGACAUGUGUAUCAGUGGCAUUUGUCAGGUGGUGGGCUGUGACCGGCACCUGGGCAGUCGCACCAAAGAAGACAACUGUGGCAUCUGUGCUGGCGACGGCUCCACCUGCAGGCUUGUGCGGGGACAAUCGAAGUCACACGUUUCUCCUGAAAAAAGGGAAGAAAAUGUAAUUGCUGUUCCUUUGGGAAGUCGAAGUGUGAGAAUUACAGUGAAAGGACCUGCACAUCUCUUUAUUGAAUCAAAAACACUUCAAGGAAACAAAGGAGAACACAGCUUUAACAGCCCUGGAGUUUUUGUUGUAGAAAAUACAACAGUUGAAUUUCAGAGAGGCUCGGAGAGGCAAACCUUUAAGAUCCCAGGACCUCUAAUGGCUGAUUUCAUCUUCAAGACCAGGUACACAGCAGCCAAGGACAGCGUGGUCCAGUUCUUCUUUUACCAGCCCAUCAGUCAUCAGUGGAGACAAACCGACUUCUUCCCCUGCACUGUGACGUGUGGAGGAGGUUAUCAGCUCAAUUCGGCCGAAUGCGUGGAUAUCCGCUUGAAGAGGGUGGUUCCCGACCACUACUGCCAUUACUACCCGGAAAACGUAAAACCGAAACCCAAACUGAAAGAGUGCAGCAUGGACCCUUGUCCAUCUAGUGAUGGAUUUAAAGAGAUCAUGCCCUAUGACCACUUCCAACCUCUCCCUCGCUGGGAACAUAAUCCUUGGACGGCGUGUUCGGUGUCCUGUGGAGGUGGAAUUCAGAGGCGGAGCUUCGUGUGUGUUGAGGAAUCCAUGCACGGAGAGAUACUGCAGGUGGAAGAGUGGAAGUGCAUGUACGCGCCCAAACCCAAAGUCAUGCAGACCUGCAAUCUCUUCGAUUGCCCCAAGUGGAUCGCCAUGGACUGGUCUCAGUGCACGGUGACAUGUGGCCGAGGGCUGCGUUACCGCGUGGUGUUGUGUAUCAACCAUCGUGGGCAGCACGUUGGCGGUUGCAACCCGCAACUGAAGUUACACAUCAAAGAAGAGUGUAUCAUUCCCAUCCCGUGUUAUAAACCCAAAGAAAAAAGCCCAGUGGAAGCUAAAUUACCUUGGUUGAAGCAAGCACAAGAACUAGAAGAGACCAGAAUAGCAACAGAAGAACCAACGUUCAUUCCGGAGCCCUGGUCAGCCUGCAGUGCCACGUGCGGGCCGGGCAUUCAGGUCCGAGAGGUCAAGUGCCGCGUGCUCCUUACCUUCACUCAGACGGAGACCGAGCUGCCCGAGGAGGAGUGUGACGGCCCCACGCUGCCCACCGAGCGCCCUUGCCUCCUCCAGGCCUGUGCCGAGAGCCCGGCCUCCCUGGAGCUGGACGCCCCCCUGUACAAGAAGGACAGCGAAAUGACCUACGACUGGGAGUACGCGGGGUUCACGCCCUGCACGGCGACAUGUUUGGGAGGCCAUCAAGAAGCCAUAGCAGUGUGCUUACACAUCCAGACCCAGCAGACAGUCAAUGACACCCUGUGUGACACCACCCACCGUCCUCCAGCCAUGAGCCAGGCUUGUAACACGGAACCCUGCCCGCCCAGGUGGCACACGGGCUCUUGGGGGCCGUGCUCAGCUACCUGUGGUGUUGGAAUCCAGACCCGAGAUGUGUACUGCCUACAGCCCGGGGAGCCGCCUGCCCCUGCCGAGGAAUGCAGAGAUGAAAAGCCCCACGCCUUACAAGCCUGCAAUCAGUUUGAUUGCCCUCCUAGCUGGCACAUUGAAGAAUGGCAGCAGUGUUCCAGGACGUGUGGUGGGGGAACUCAGAAUCGCAGAGUCACCUGUCGGCAGCUGUUAACAGAUGGCAGUUUUCUGAAUCUCUCAGAUGAAUUGUGCCAAGGACCCAAGGCAUCUUCUCAUAAGUCCUGUGCCAGAACAGACUGCCCUCCACAUUUAACCGUGGGAGACUGGUCGAAGUGCUCUGUCAGCUGUGGUGUUGGAACCCAGAGAAGAAAGCAGGUGUGUCAAAGGCUGACGGCCAAAGGCCGGCGGAUGCCCCUCAGCGAGACCAUGUGCAGGGAUCUUCCGGGCCCCUCUCUCGUAAGAGCAUGCAGGAUGCCCGAGUGCCGCAAAAUGAAGCCAGAGACGAAGACAAAACCUGGCGAGCAGGGUCCUCAGAUCCUGGGUGUCCAGAGUGUCUACAUCCAGACCAGGGAGGAGAAGCGUAUUAACCUGACCAUCGGUAGCAGGGCCUAUUUACUGCCCAACACAUCCGUGAUUAUUAAAUGUCCCGUGCGACGAUUCCAGAAAUCCCUGAUCCAGUGGGAGAAGGACGGCCGCUGUCUGCAGAACUCCAAACGACUGGGCAUCACCAAGUCGGGCUCCCUGAAGAUUCACAGUCUCGCAGCCCCCGACAGCGGCGAGUACCGGUGCAUCGCGGGCUCUGCCCAGGAAACCAUCGUUCUCAAGCUCAUUGGAACGGACAACCGGCUCAUCGCGCUCCCAGCCCCCGGAGAGCGCUCCAGGGAACAUCCAGGCAUGGACCCCAAGGACGCGGACAGUGUGGGAGCCACGUGGCAUAAAAUGAGGCAUAUGUGGACAAACCAAAAUGAGCUUUACCUGGACGAUGGCCAAAUGAACAACCAGCCUUUCCUGAGAGCUCUGUUGGGCCACUGCCGCAGUUCUGCAGGCAACCCCAGCUCCUGGGAAUUGAAGAACAAGCAGUUCGAAGCAGCAGUUAAACAGGGAGCAUAUAGCAUGGACACGGCCCAGUUUGACGAGCUGAUUAGAAACAUGAGUCAGCUCAUGGAGAACGGAGAGGUCAGUGACGACCUCGCGUCCCAGAUGAUAUAUCAGCUGGUGGCUGGGUUAGCCAAGGCACAGCCGGGACCCACACAAUGGAGGGGCAUCCAGGGGGAAGAGCCUCCCGCAGCUCAGCUAAGAGGAGAGACAGGAAGUGUGCCCCAAGGCUCCCGUGCCAAAAACUCAGGCAAGCUGACAUUCAAGCCCAAGGGACCAGUUCUCGUGAGGCAGAGCCAACCCACCUCGAUUUCAUUCAAUAAAACAGUCAAUUCAAGGAUUGGCAACACGGUAUACAUUACAAAGAGGACGGUGGUCGUCCACAUCCUGUGUGAGCUGACCACCCCCGGUGAGGCCACAUACACGUGGACCAAGGACGGAGCAGCUUUACAACCCUCAGAUAAGAUACAGUGGUCUGGAACGGGGAAAAUACAGAUACGAAACCCUACAAAGAAAGAACAAGGACUGUAUGAGUGCUCUGUGGCCAAUCAUCUCGGUUCCGAUGUAGAACGCUCUUCUGUGCUGUAUGCAGAGGCGCCCGUCAUCUUGUCCGUGGAAAGAAACAUCACCGGACCAGAGCAGCACCUAUCUGUCGUGGUUGGAGGCACUGUGGAGGCAGCCGUGAGAGCAAAUGUGACCAUCCAGUGUCCUGUAGCAGGUGUCCCUCAGCCUACGGUAACUUGGGUGAAGAGAGGAGGACCUCUGAGUGACAAUAUUUCCUUGCUUUUCAAUGGAUCCCUGUUGUUGCAGAACAUUUCCCUUGCAAACGAAGGAACCUAUGUCUGCACAGCCACCAAUGCUCUUGGAAAGGCAAUGGCAGCGUCCACGCUGCACUUGCUCGAACAAAGACGGUCAGAUAGUAAAACUGUAUUUCCCAAGGACCAUAAAAAGCAUAUGCGCCAGGCAUCCAACAUUGGAACCAACAGCAGUGACCCGACAGGAAAAGCCCUGCCACCAGAGCCUUUUUGGAACCUUGGUAACUGGACACACUGCUCUGCCACCUGUGGCCCUUUGGGAGCCCGAGUCCAGAGACCCCAGUGUGUGACAGCCAAUGGACAGGAAGUGAGCGAGGCCCUCUGCAGUCACCUCCAGAAGCCGCUGGCUGGGUUCCAGCCCUGUCACAUCCGGGACUGCCCCUCAAGGUGGCUCACAGGCGCGUGGUCAGAGUGCUCUACGUCUUGCGGUGAAGGGUUCCACAGUCGGCAGGUGACAUGCAAGCGUACAAGAGCCAGCGGCGUGGCACAGGUGAUGCCUCCAACAGCCUGUGCCCCCCAAAACAGGCCUCUGGGAAGAAGACCUUGUUCCAGCCGUCCGUGUGUCCCAUGGGUCGUGGAACCAGGGGGCCAGUGUCCCGGACGUUGCCUGGGUCGCUCUCUGAGGAUACAGCAGCCCCGUGUCAUUUGUCACCACAACAGCUCCGAUGCAGGCUGCGAUGACAGAAGGAGAGCCGCCUCCAAGAGGAACUGCUCGUCAGGCGCCUGUGAUGUGUGUUGGCGCACGGGCCCGUGGAGGCCCUGUACGGCGGCCUGUGGCAGGGGCUUCCAGUCCCGGAAGGUGGACUGUGUCCACACAAGGAGCUGCACACCGGUGGCCGAGAGACACUGUGUGCAGAGAAAGAAACCGUCUUCCUGGCGGCACUGUGUGGGGCCUUCCUGUGAUAGAGACUGCACAGACACAACUCACUACUGUAAGGUUGUAAAGCAUCUGAAUCUGUGUUCGUUAGACCUCUACAAACAAAGGUGCUGCCAGUCGUGUCAAGAAGGAUAAACCUUGGGAGUGGUUAUAAUGCUGCUGUGAAGAUAAAAUGGAAAUGUAAAAGCUCCUUUCCCCCGUAGCUGGUCCAAAAUCAUGUACUUCUUCAAAAACUCUAGAUUCUGCGGUCAAACAGAGGUCGAGGCGAAAUCACCGCUGUUAAGAUUUGGUACUGUUGUUUUCCCAUGGACAGUUUUUAAUGCCACCUCUUUGAAAUGAUGUCUUCCAGGACUAACAAAAGCACCCUAGCAGGCACGCCAUGGCACUUGGGACCUCAGCAUGCCCUUCGAAUCAGGACGUCACCAAAAUCACCAGUAUGUUGUCACGUGCUGCUGCUCCCUGUGAGGUGUAGAGUAGGUUAGAGCAGGACAUCCUGAAGACGUGGGAAGCACGGCCCCUGGUGACGUCCUCUUCUGUCAAGUAGUAGGGUUUCUACAGGUUUAUAAGGCAUUUACAUUUUAGAAGCUCUGGCCCGUCGUCGUUCAUAUAUCGGGGCUAACAGCAUAGUAUGGAUCCUUCAGUUUAGUCUGUGUAAAAGAGGUGGUCACUCUAACAGGCUUGUAACACUCACUGGCCCAAGAUUCCUGGCCGGGGGUGUGGGGGCGGGGGUGGUGGCAUCUGGUCCUUGCCCUUAGAGAGCCUGUGGACGAAAACGCAGAGUAAAUGUCACUGCCAUUUUCACAACCAUGGAAAUUGAUCUGUGACCAAAUGAGAUACCUUGGAAAUCAAAGGAGAGGGAAAGUUAACCUUUUCUACUGAUUUUGAAGUAUAUUCAACGCUUUAAGAGCUGUGAAUGACACUUUUUCUGAACACUAUUUUCUUGCACGCAAGCAGCAAGUCAAAGCCUUAUUAGACCUAACUUAUUCAUACAAUUGUGUUCCUGGGGAUUUUUUUAUUUUGGAAAAAAUAUAAGAAAGUCAUCUAACGAUGAAACACGAUAGCCGGCAAGACUUGUUUCAUAGUGAAGAAUUGUUUUGAUUUGAACUGAUUUUUCAGGAAACCCAAAGUGAGUUAGGGUUAGGUUGGAAGUUACCGUGAGAACAAGGGUUAGGGUUUGGUGAGUAUGUUUAAGGCUCGUGUUAGCUGUGGGAUUGGGUUAGGUGAGAGUGGAAGUGAAGUUAGGGUUAAGGCUGGAGCUGGCUUUGGGAGUUAGGAUUAGGGCCAGGUUAGGUCCCAGUUGGAUUGGGUUUCGACUGGGGCCAAUACUAAUGACAGUGACAGUGUCAGGAUGGAGAUGAAGUUUGGAGCACCUGUCGCUGGUGAAGCAGCUUGGGGCUGGUAUGAAACUGGACGUUCUAAUGCUGGUUUGGGUCUGGGGCGCUUUCCCUUACGUUCUACCGGUUACGGCUUUAGAUGUCACACAACCCGAAAUAAGCGGUCUCACUUCUUCCUUCAGUGUCCCAGCGGCCUAUACCCAGGCUGCCCACCGCCUGUUGGCAACACAGUUACCUGUAGCAGGUGUUGCUGGACCUCGUCCCCGGCCACUCCUAAGGGAACAGUGCGUUUGGCUUUGGAUUUGUCUGUGGACAAGCUUGCUGGGUCUCUCCACCGUAUUCUGAGCGCCAGGUCUCCUGUGUCACUUCAGCCUCAGUGACGCUGGGAUGAGCGGUACUGUUAGUGGAGGGGUGGUGGCUGGGAGUGGACGGGGGAAUGUGACGAGGACACCAGCCCGUGAGUUCCUGAUCAUCAGUCAUCACUUGAUUGCUGGCGGUUUUUAAAUGAAAGGAACAAUCAUUUGUAACAUACUCUUUGUACAUACUUUACAUGACUUAAAAGUGCAAUAUUUUAUUUUGUACAGUAUGUAAUAAAGACAUGGGGCAUAUAUUUUUUUCUGAUUAACAAAGUUUCUUUUUAAAUCGAUUCACCCUUGUAUUUAAAGUUGCUAUUUUUCAUUUGCUAGUGUACUUUUUUUGCCUUCUCACUCAAAUGACAUUCCUGUGUACUGUAUUUUACUACUGUUUCUAUAACAUAAGAGUAAUGUUUCUCUUUCGUGACCCUUAAGUAAUUCAGAAAUAAAUUUACUUUGAUUAUUCAGUGGCAUCCUUAUAAAUGCAGGUGGCUUCUUUGUGUUGUGUUUUUGGCAGCCUUGGGUCUUGUCACCUUGUCUGUCUCCUUGUGAGUCCAGGAGCAACCCUGACGGGUCUGAUGUCUGGACUGUCCUUUGGAGUGUGGGUGACAAGAUUCAGGGCAGAUCACACAGAGAUUCCGCCGUCUCCCUUAUCCCCAUCAUUUACAUCCUGUGAUUCAGAGCU